AUUCUCUCUUGUGGCAAUGUGAACUCCGUUUGGUUUUCACAGGGAUUGUCCGCAACCGAACCCGGAAGCUCUGUUUCUGUGGGCAUCCAGAACAUGGAGGAGAAGAAGAAGAAGACAAUCGGCGUCCCGGGUCUGUUGGCGGCGGCGAUCCUUUGCCUGAGUUCUCUUGCCGGCGCGACAGGAGAAGCCGGGCAGAAGCAGCUGCGGUUCAGGGAGAACGGGGAGUUCAAGAUACUGCAAGUGGCGGACAUGCACUAUGCCAACGGCGAGACAACGCCCUGCGAGAACGUUUUCCUUUCUCAGAUGGCGACUUGCUCCGACCUCAACACCACCGCCUUCGUCCACCGGAUGAUCCAGGCGGAGAAGCCCGACCUCGUUGUUUUCACGGGGGAUAAUAUAUUUGGCUUUGAUGCGACUGAUGCUGCAAAAUCUUUGGAAUAUGCAUUUUCCCCUGCCAUGUCCUCAAACAUACCAUGGGCUGCCGUAUUGGGAAACCACGACCAAGAGUCCACCUUGUCAAGAGAAGGGGUUAUGAAACACAUAGUUAGCCUCAAGCACACUUUGUCUCAGGUCAAUCCUACCGGGGUUGAUGUUAUUGAUGGUUUUGGGAAUUACAACUUGGAGGUCCAUGGAGUUGAAGGCUCUGGUUUUGAAAAAAAAUCAGUCCUCAAUCUCUAUUUCCUCGAUAGUGGAGAUUAUUCAACAGUACCCUCAAUCCCUGGUUAUAAUUGGAUCAAACCCUCUCAGCAAGUUUGGUUUCAACGCACGUCUAUGAACCUUCAGAGAGCAUAUAUGAGUAAGCCAGAGGCCCAGAAAGCACCUGCACCAGGGCUUGUUUACUUCCAUAUCCCAUUGCCCGAGUUUGCAAGUUUUGAUUCAUCAAAUUUUACUGGUGUAAAACAAGAAGGCAUUAGCUCUGCUUCUGUAAACUCGGGCUUCUUUGCAACUAUGGCGGAAGCAGGUGACGUUAAAGCUGUUUUCACGGGCCAUGAUCACCUUAAUGACUUCUGUGGUGAAUUAACUGGUAUAGAGCUUUGUUAUGCUGGGGGUUUUGGAUACCACGCCUAUGGCAAGGCUGGAUGGGCAAGGAGGGCAAGGGUGGUUGUCGCGACAUUAGAGAAAACAGAAAAGGCAAGUUGGGGUCCUGUGAAGUCGAUUAAAACAUGGAAGCGCCUUGAUGAUCAAUACCUUACUGCAAUUGAUGGUCAAGUACUUUGGAGCAAGAGCACUAAAGGAACUCGCAGAAAGAAGCAGAUUGGUGGUGUUUGAACAGAACUGUGGGAGGAGGAGAUCUACAUGUAUGCUGGAAUAAUUGCGUGGCACUUUAUUUUCCGAGCCUAAUUGCUUGCAACUUGAAACGCAAGGGAAGAAGCACUAUUUACGUGUAAGGUAAGAAGCUUGAUUAAUACAGCUAAAAGAGGAUUCUUGUUCAUCUGUUCUUAUAAUCUGCCCAGAUUAGAAUCCAGGAGAACAUAUAAAUGUAAAAGUUGCACAGUAUUAGCUGAUUAUAGGAUCUCGUUGAAUAUAAUCCACUUAUAUUUUGGUGA
Messenger RNA from Rhodamnia argentea, 1547 nucleotides. RefSeq names its product probable inactive purple acid phosphatase 29. The record is from RefSeq and is a predicted model, not a curated record. NCBI's taxonomy places the organism in Eukaryota, Viridiplantae, Streptophyta, Magnoliopsida, Myrtales, Myrtaceae. Gene Ontology annotation, molecular function: hydrolase activity, acting on ester bonds. The coding region runs from base 94 to 1269 and encodes 391 amino acids. Gene Ontology annotation, cellular component: cytoplasm. The transcript is spliced from 4 exons.